AGCCUGGAUUUCUGGAGGCUGCUCUACAUUCUUCUGAAACAAAUCCACAGGGGCGAGUGGACAGAGUCUGAUGCCAUAGAUAUCCAAAUUAGGUUUGUAAAAUCAGCAUUGUGGUACCAUGGCUAUGGCAGGCGAGAACUCUAUCGGCUCCCCUCUGACGGCUCAGCGGGUAGUCGGGAGCUGCUGCUGGCAUUUUCCUGGCUGCUGCACAGACUCAACCUCUUGGAGCAGCUUUUGGCUCGGAACAGAGUAAAGACUGGGGAUGAAACCUCUGUGUGCACGUGUGAAGAUGAUCUGCCUAACAGCCAGAAAGGUACAACUGCAAUAGCACCUGAAUAUGGGCUAGAAGACAGAGUAGAUGUUCGAUACCUUCAGUGGUUAAAUGGGAGGCUGAGGUUCCAGUGGCGGAGUUUGCAUGCUCAGCAGCAGGAGCUAUGCAAACUUUUGCACAAGAUCCAUUUAUUCACUAGUGGCUCUCAUUUGGACCAGAUCCUUGGACAUUUUUCUGUCACAGAAACAGAUCUUGUGAGACAACCAGAGAACUACAAGCAGCUGUUACAGCUUCUGGAGUGUGAAACCAUGCAGCUAGAAGCCUUUCUGGAGUGGAAGCAACUGGAACCAGUUUAUUGGCAGUGGAUGGAAACUGUGUUAGAUAACAUGGCUGAAGAGGGAAGUAUAUGCAAGUCCCAGGACACUCAUGCAGAGAAAAGUGGGCUGCCAAAGGUGACCUCGUGCUGCCACUGGGCUGACAGUCUGACUGGGCAAAUUGGCAGAUUAUCCAAAGAUCUAACGACUCUACGUGACCAGCUGCAUGAGCUUGUAACUCACCGAAGGACUGCGUGGUGUGAGAAGGUAAAAACAAGAGAGGAACAACUACAGGCAGAGGGUUUCUCCACCACUGCUAGAAAGAUACAGGAAGAUGUUGAACUAAAACUGCUAGAUCUUACACACCUUUGUGCCUCCCUCCAAAAAAAAAUGCACGGUUCGUGCAGACUGGUUUUUAGAAGCAAACAUCCUGCCAGCAAAAUGGGCUUCGGUAGGUCUGCGUCCAAGGAGGCUGUUUCAGCUGUCAGUGCUACAGAGGUGAUCAGAGAACUGCAGAUGAGAGAGGCCAGCCUGGAGAGAGAGCUGAAGCAGCUGCAGGAAGAGUGCAGGCAGAGGCUGGAUGAAAUUGCGGCAGGGUUGGAUGGAGUGAUUUGUGUCUCCCCUUGA
This is a messenger RNA of Phaethon lepturus (White-tailed tropicbird), 1212 nucleotides long. RefSeq names its product chromosome unknown open reading frame, human C14orf80 (gene TEDC1). The annotation marks the transcript as partial. The transcript has 7 exons. NCBI's taxonomy places the organism in Eukaryota, Metazoa, Chordata, Aves, Phaethontiformes, Phaethontidae. The record is from RefSeq and is a predicted model, not a curated record.